Messenger RNA from Hyla sarda, 3597 nucleotides. RefSeq names its product cadherin-related family member 5-like. The transcript has 16 exons. Gene Ontology annotation, cellular component: adherens junction; membrane; catenin complex. The coding region runs from base 564 to 2768 and encodes 734 amino acids. Gene Ontology annotation, molecular function: calcium ion binding; cadherin binding. Gene Ontology annotation, biological process: calcium-dependent cell-cell adhesion; adherens junction organization; cell morphogenesis. NCBI's taxonomy places the organism in Eukaryota, Metazoa, Chordata, Amphibia, Anura, Hylidae. The record is from RefSeq and is a predicted model, not a curated record.
AAUAUUUCCCAGAGGUUCUUUGAAAAAAGAGUGGUGGCAUCUUAUGUUUUGUUAUGGGCAUUGGGCAGAUAUUCAACUGUGUAACUUCCUUCUCCUGUGCUAAAAGAAACUUUCUUAAUCUAACUUUUUGGUUAGAUCUCUUCCAAAGGAACAGACAUUCAGACACUAGAAACAUGGCUUUGUCCCACAGGCUGGAGAUUUUUAAAGUCAUCUAUUUGUGCCAAAUUAUUACCCAUAUAUUGAGCAACCCUUGGUUGAAAAGAUGAGGAAUAUUGACCAUGCUACUGCUACACCCCUUGAGAACAUACUAUAAAGUGGCACAUUUUUCAGUUUGCUAAUGAUUCAUUACCCAUUAUCUAUCAGUAAAACAUGUGGUAAUGAUGACUAUAUAUUAUGAUGAUGCUUCUAUGAUAAAGGCUGCCUUGAGCAUGGGUAUAAAAGACCCUAUCCAUAUGGAAUUUAACUUCAAAUAAGAAACAUGCGAGUCCUAAGAUAUCACAGAGCAGGAACCCAGAUACUAGAGAAAGGUUACGAAAACAUUCUCCAGAUCGAACAAAGACAAAAUGCUGCAGGGUUCAGGUACUUCAAAGAAGAAAGGUGAUCAGUGCUCUGGAGGCAGCAACAUCUUCACAGAGAUACAAGAGAAUAGCCCUAAUGGGACCUUUGUGGCCAACCUUAGUAUGUUUGGAGAUCCUGUGACCAGCACAGUAAAACUCUGUCUAAGUGGAACUGAUGCAGACUGGUUCUACCUGGAUGGAAAGAACGUCUGGCUUAAUGUGUCUUCUGGGAAAACGCUGGAUAGGGAGGCCCUGAAUUCAUCUGUUUUACUAGUCACUCUCACCUGUUCUGAAGAAGGAUAUGCAAUGGUCCAGUACAGAAUAAUAGUCCAAGUUCUUAAUGAAAACGACAAUAAGCCAAGGUUUUUGGAGGAAUCAGUUGCUGUUCAGAAUAUCAGUGAGCUGGCUGAAGUGGACUCUGUAGUAUUUACUGCAAAGGCCAUGGACUUAGAUGGGGACACCUUAAUGUAUGUAAUUGAUCGAACUUUGGGUGACUUUAAGUACUUUCACAUGGAUCACCCAAACAAUGGGAAAGUAUUGUUGUCAAGGUCUUUGGAUUAUGAAAUUGUACAGGAACUAGAGGUUAUCAUUCAUGCUGUGGAAAUGACAACGAGAGAGAGACAGCGCACUACAGCAAGAGUGCGGGUCAUUGUACUUGAUGGAGAUGAUCAGUACCCACAGUUCCUUCCCUGUCAUUACAUGUUCCAUGAUGGUCUCAAGGUCUGUGUCAGUCCAACAUAUUUGGUGAACAUCACAGCAGGAAAAGAGCAAACUGGACAGCUAGUGUUCACUCCUGGGCCUAUAUUUGCUGAAGAUGGUGAUAAAGGAAUAAUGACUCCAAUCUCAUAUUCUUUACUGUCAGGUCCUGGCAGUGAACUGUUUCAGAUUGAUAAUAUUACUGGAACUGUUUCCCUGGUGAAUACUCUGGAAAGCAUACCUGGUCCUACUGUUUUCAACUUGAAGGUUAUGGCCUCACAGGUUGGUGACCCCAGAAAAUACUCCUUGGCAGAGGCAAAAAUCCGAGUGCUGUCGUCCAAUAAACAUGCUCCUCACUUUUCUGCUGCUCAGUAUCAGGCAUUUGUGCAAGAGGAUAACAAUCCUGUGGCCCUGGUCAGCACUUAUAAUGGGCGUGUGCUUUCUCUUAUGCCUUCUGAUGGAGAUUUCCCCAAUGGAACCAAUCCACAGAUCCACCUUAGUCUGACAACUCUAUCUAACCACAGUCAGCUAUUUCAGAUAACACAGAGUGGAUUUCUUAUAGCACGAGCAAACCUGCUGCAGGCAGCAGAGACCUACACUAUGAAAGUCCUUGCAAGAGAUGAAGAAUCAGGGGAAACAGCUAAUACUUCAGUUAUUAUAAAAGUAUUGGCUCGUGGGCAGGCAGCACCAAGGGAUCCCUCAGAGCCACAACCUUACUUUACUCUGCCAGACCUCCACAUCAUAGCUGUAGGACUUGGAGUUCUUGGAUUAUUGUUUGGGGUCCUAUUGUUCCUUUUAAUAAGACUUGUGAAGAGUCAUCGACAGCAGCAGCAGCAGAUGAGCCAGACAUCGCUGACAGAGAAGCAUCCCACUGUGCGCUUAAAGUGGUUUCAACCGGUUAAUCCCAGCAAAUCUUCACCACAGGCAGAAGAGCAGGGUUACCACAAUGCAGUUUACACUGAGACUCCUGGCGAUGAAAGCCCUGGCCCAGAUGAAGCAAAGCUCCUUCCAGCCAAGACAGAUGGGCAGACUGGGAAGCAGCAGAAAAAGAUGCCAGCAGUAGCAGUCAUUUCACCUGGGAAUCAAUGUAUUGGAAAGUCUCCACGCAGGAAUAAACAGGAAUUAUCGGCUGAACCUUUGAAUAGAAUGCACUGUACCCACCAGGAGGAGAUAGUAACCAUGGAACUCCAAUCAAAGAAAACGGGGAUUAACCAAGAAAUAAUGGAGGAAGAGGACAGCAGCCAACUGAAGAAUCUACCAGAAGAAAACAACAGUAGCAGUCCCCAAAUAGCAGGCAACCAAUACGUUGAUGCCAACAAAGAGUUGACAGAAAAGCAGGAUGAAGCAGGAAUGUGGCCUGAUCCCCCCUUACCCUCCAGACUACCCAUUGUGGUGGAAGUGAAUGAAGAAAUAGUAGAACCUGAUGGAGAACCAAUUCCCCAUCCACCAAUGGGCAGUGAGAUUAUCACGCCUGGCUCACUCAUGCAGUUACUAGAAGACUCUAUUGAAUGUUAACCCUUUCUGCCUUGGUAUCAUAUUUCCCUUUCAGUGUUAUGGAAAUAUUUAGUAGUGUGGGACAUACCUGAUGUUAAAAGGGUUGCCAGAGAUAAGGAUAAAAAUUGUUUCCGUUUAUUCUUGAGAAUCAGUGAUUUUUAUUUUAUUCUUGAUGAACAGUUAUUCUUGAGAAACAGUCCCACUCCUGGGCACAAGCACCAUCUGGUAAAAAGGCCAUAGACAAGCGUGGGUUUAAGGGUUAAUGAUAGAAUUUUUCCAAUCUUAAAACAAUCCUUUUAACAUCAGCCAACAACUUUGCAUGUAUUUGCAUUACAAUAACAACAUGCAGAAAACAUUGUGAAUUACUUCAUCAAUAACAAUUUGUGUGCCAGAUAAAACCAUCUUCUUUGGAAAUAAGCGCCUAUGAUUAGCUUUAUACUGCAAUUUUAUAGAGGUUUUCCCACAAAGGAUUCUCAUUGCCUAUCUGCAGAUUAUGCAUUGACUGCCUGCACAGUGGAAGUCCAACUUCAUACAAGAACAUGGGUCCUGUGUCUCACUGGAUAAAAGGAAUGGUGGUCAGACAUAUGUGCUGCCUCUGCAUUAAACUCUAUGACCAUGAUAAAGGUAGCCAACACAGUUCUCGAGUAUCUUGGCCUGGCCCUUAGAAAUGAAUGGAGGUGCAGUGCAUAAAUCCUACCACCACCAAUACACAGACCUACAUUCUCAUCAUUAGUAGGGGUCUCAGUGAUUCGAUCUAGGUGCUAGUAGGGGUUGAGUGGUGUUGGUUGGAAAACACCUUUAAUGGGAUAUUGCAGGAAAAAACUUUUUUGUUAUAUCAACUGGCUCCAGA